UGACUCCGUUAAUUUGGGUAAGUUGGAGGUAUGAACUGGAAAGGAAACGAAGUGCAAGAUGGCCGUCACCUUCGUGGUACUUUUGCGACGUUUAUUUUGAAAAGGUGCCGGUGGUGACGUCAGCGGACAUUGUACACGGAGGUCAUUGUCAAUAUGGCGGCGUCACGGGAUCGAGUCGUUCGUCUGCUGGUGCAACUCGAGCACGCCGCGUGCAGGUGUCCUGCUCACUCUAACACUUUGCAUCAAGCCGUGACGUGCAGCGAGCGUAAAACGGACUACGCCUUCGAGAUGGCCAGUUCCAACAUUCGAUACGGAGAAGGAGUCAGCAGGGAAAUCGGCAUGGACCUCCAGAACUCGGGCGCCCGCAACGUGUGCGUGAUGACCGACAAGAACCUGUGCCGCCUGCCGCCCGUCAAGGCGGUCGUGGAGUCUCUGGCCAAUUGCGGCGUGCCGUUCAAGAUGUACGACAGCGUGCGCGUGGAGCCCACCGACGGCAGCUUCAAAGACGCAAUCGCGUUCGCCAAGAGAGGCGCGUUUGACGCCUUUGUGGCGGUGGGCGGGGGCUCCGUGAUCGACACGUGCAAAGCGGCCAAUCUGUACUCGUGUCACCCCGACGCCCGCUUCCUCGACUUCGUCAACGCUCCCAUCGGAAGAGGGAAACCCGUCACCGGCGCCCUGAAGCCGCUCAUCGCGGGUAAGGGGCCACCGCGCGAUGUCGCCGUGCUGGCAAUGCUAUAUCGUUGCCUUGGCGACCCACCAGACGGCAUUAACUUUGAACCCCCGCCGCCAGUCCCGACGACCGCCGGCACCGGCAGCGAGACGACGGGCGUGGCCAUCUUUGACUACGAGCCUCUGAGGGCCAAAACGGGCAUCGCCAGCCGAGCCCUGCGCCCAACCCUGGGCGUGGUGGACCCCCGGCACACGCUGAGCAUGCCCGCCAGGGUCGCCGCCAACAGCGGCUUCGACGUCCUCUGCCACGCCCUGGAGUCGUACACCGCCCUGCCGUACCACCAGCGCGCUCCCUGCCCCCCCGACCCCGUCAGCAGGCCCGCCUACCAGGGCAGCAACCCCAUCAGCGACGUGUGGGCGCGGCACGCCCUCCGGGUGGUCGCCAAGUACCUGAAACGGGCGGUCGGUGACCCGGAGGACGCGGAAGCUCGCUCCGCCAUGCACCUGGCCAGCGUCUUCGCCGGCAUCGGCUUCGGGAAUGCCGGCGUCCAUCUUUGCCACGGCAUGUCCUAUCCCAUCGCGGGUCACGUCAAGACGCACAAGGCUGACGGCUACAACGUGGAGCAUCCCCUGGUGCCUCACGGACUGUCGGUGGUUCUGACGGCGCCGGCCGUGUUCGGCUUCACGGCGCCCGCGUGUCCGGAGCGCCACCUGGACGCCGCCCAAAUCCUCGGCGCCGACGUCAGCCGCGUGAAGCCGUCGGACGCGGGUGCCGUGCUGGCCGACGCGUUGCGGCGCUUCCUCUUCGAGAUGCGGGUGGAGGACGGGCUCGCCGCCGUCGGAUACCGAAAGGAAGACGUGCCCGCGCUCGUCCGAGGGACCGUCCCGCAGGAGCGAGUGACAAAACUUUCUCCUCGCGAGCACAGCGAGGAAGACUUGACGCGUCUCUUCGAGGCCUCCAUGAAACUCUACUGAUGCUUUGCUGGCCACCGGAGGCAGCGCCGCGGAAUCACCGAGUGCGUUGAACGCGCCGCACGCGUGACAAGAAAUGAACCACGAUGAAUUUUUGCCUUUUACUAAGAAACAUUUGGUACAAAACAAGUUUUUACUUUUUCAUCAAGUGAAAUGAGUCACAAAAGAGGAAUGACAAAUACGAGGGAAUAACUAUCACUAACGUUAAUAUGUCCGUUUGUUCUAGUUGAUGUCGAUGAAUUCAUAAAUAUCUCGUUCCAAAUAUUUCCAUCAGUAAGUGAUGAAAAGUGAUUUUGGUGUGCUCAUUCAAAUGUUCGUUAAAAGAACACAAACAGAAUAACCCGGAAAUAUGUCAAUCAAUAGUUUGUUCUGGUUGAGGUUCAAUAAUCAAUAUAUCAAUAUCUCCAAUUGUUUUCAUUUGUGUGAGUGUGUGUGUAAAGGAUAGUCCUAUUUUUGUGCAUAAGUUAAAAGAUGUGCAGCUUCAUUUGAAAGGAAAGUUUUGAAAGUUAAAAGCGUUGAAAUCGAAUCAAUCAUGUCCGUUGUCCUUUUCACAUUCAAAGGAGAUUAAAAUACAUUCAAGACGA
Phyllopteryx taeniolatus (common seadragon) is the source of this 2225-nucleotide messenger RNA. RefSeq names its product alcohol dehydrogenase iron containing 1 (gene adhfe1). The transcript is spliced from 13 exons. Gene Ontology annotation, molecular function: alcohol dehydrogenase (NAD+) activity; metal ion binding. The coding region runs from base 154 to 1644 and encodes 496 amino acids. The record is from RefSeq and is a predicted model, not a curated record. Lineage: Eukaryota; Metazoa; Chordata; Actinopteri; Syngnathiformes; Syngnathidae. Gene Ontology annotation, cellular component: mitochondrion.